CCCUGGGUAAAGAUUCCCGGAGCUGGUCCUGGCGGUGGGGGUCGGGACCUGCUUGUUGUAAACACAGAUCUCAAAAUACCAAGAUGAACUAGGUGCAAGACGAUCGGACGCUCCGUUGGUGGGGGGUGGGGUAGUAGCUCACCUGCAGCUAAAGCAGCGGUGGGCCGCCUGCAGUCCAUCCGGUCCCAGGUGUGGCCCACGCUCAGGGGUGCCAGAUUCUGCUGGUUUUCGUCCAUGUCGAUUUUGCCUGGUUUUCGUCCAUGCCAGGAAGUGAGUUGGGGGCUGAUGGCGCACAGCACUGACUGGGAGAGCCGGGCGCUCCCUCUGCGUCCGAUCAAAGCGCUGCGACAGUUCAAUUGGCGCCCCACAAAUUCUAGAUCGGCCAAGCGCAGUUAACAAAACUACCCUAACCUCGGAGACCGUCUUGGUGACGGCAAUCUUGCAGCCGCUGAGAUGGAGGAGGGCCCCUCAUGCAGCCCACUCACUAGCCUAGGUUGCCCAUUGCUGAGCCAAAGUCACUUAGACAAGCAAAGUGUCUGUUCACUGGGAAUCCUUUGGGCGCUCGCAAGUCCUGAGCGUAUCCACUCGCUGGUAGGCCUGUAGUACAGCCGCUGUCUGCCUGUACAGGACCCUCCCUUCUGAGCGCCUGUCAACAGCCUUCCGGGAAGGUGACCUGUAAGUAGAUGGCACAUUCCGGGGUUGUCAGCUGCCUGUUCGGUGCAAGUGGGACAAAUGUCAGUGACCUCUGGUGUUAGGUAUCUGUGCAGGUCACCUGGGUGACCUGUCCCCGCAGGAAUGGCUGGGUACUUCCAGGGUGGGUGUGUCUAGUUUCAGGGAGGAGCCAGGACUUCCACUGACCCCUCCACAGGUCGGUCUGGUCGGGAGGCUCCAUUAGGCAUGCUGAUGCAGAGACUGCCUCGGCGGGGCGGCUCCCUAUAACAGCCUCCCGGGGAGUGCCUGCUGUGGCAGUAGCACGGAGAGCUGGUCCUGGGACGAUGGUAGAGCCAAAGAAACCCCAGGGAGGGGACACCAAAGCGCCUCCAGCCGCCGCCGCGGGACCUGAUGUGACUGUUUCCACAGCCACUAUGUCCACCAGGAGGCUGCGCAGCGAGGACUACAACGACUACAGCUCCACAGAGGCAACACCCGAAGGGAGCCCCCCCGAAGGCGCAAACGGCUUCGCCUCUCCCGCGUCCUACCAGCGGUUCGGGGAAAGCUACGGGACGACAUGGUUUCAAACCUUGAUCCACCUGGUGAAGGGGAAUAUCGGCACAGGCCUGCUGGGCCUGCCCCUGGCUGUGAAAAACGCUGGCAUCGUGCUGGGCCCGCUCAGUUUGCUGGUGAUGGGGAUCGCUGCCGUGCACUGUAUGAGCCUCCUGGUGAAAUGCGCUCACCACUUCUGCCACAAGUAUCAAAGGCCGUUUGUGGACUAUGGGGACGCUGUGAUGUACGGGCUGGAAGCCACCCCUAGCACCUGGCUUCGGUCCCAUGCCAUCUGGGGAAGGUAUGUAGUGGGAUUUUUCUUGAUUCUCACCCAGCUGGGGUUCUGCUGUGUGUAUUUCGUAUUUCUGGCUGACAAUCUGAAGCAGGUCAUCUCGGCAGCAAAUAGCACCACCAAUGACUGCUACUCCAACAAAACCAUCGAGCUGGCUCCCGCCAUGGACUCCCGCCUGUUCAUCCUCUCCUUGCUGCCGUUCCUGGUGCUGCUCGUCUACAUCCAGAAUCUCAAGUUCCUGUCCAUCUUUUCCAUGGUGGCCAACCUGGUCAUGCUGUGCAGUCUCGUCAUGAUAAACUGGUAUAUCUUUACGGGCAUUCCGGACCCCAGCCACCUGCCUCUGGUCGCGGGCUGGAAGACCUACCCGCUGUUUUUUGGCACGGCUAUCUUUGCUUUCGAAGGGAUUGGAGUGGUGCUGCCCCUGGAAAACAAAAUGAAGAAUCCCCGGCAGUUCCCUACGAUCCUGUAUGUGGGAAUGGCCCUCGUCACCGUCUUGUACAUCAGCCUGGGGGUUCUGGGGUACCUGCGAUUCGGAGCCGACAUCCAGGCCAGCAUUACUCUCAACCUGCCCAAUUGCUGGCUGUACCAGUCUGUCAAGCUGCUCUACUCCAUUGGGAUCUUCUUCACCUUCGCGCUGCAGUUCUACGUCCCGGCUGAGAUCAUCCUGCCCGUGGCCAUCUCCCAGGUGCCGGAGCGCUGGGCCCUGUGGCUCAACCUGCUUCUCCGGACGUGCCUCGUCUGCGUGACGUGCCUGCUGGCGAUCCUGAUCCCCCGCCUGGACAUCGUCAUCUCGCUGGUGGGCUCCGUGAGCAGCAGCGCGCUGGCCCUCAUCAUCCCGCCCCUGCUGGAGAUCGCCACCUAUUCCUCCGAAGGCAUCCACCCCGUCACCGUGGCCAAAGACCUCCUGAUCAGCAUCCUGGGCUUCGCGGGCUUCGUGGUGGGGACCUACGAGUCCCUCUGGGCACUGGCCACGUCCCCAGUCUCCAACGCCACCCAUGCCUCGGGACCGUGACACCGUGCCCUGCCCGGCCGUACCGCCCCUUUGGGUUUUCCUCAGAGUCGCGGCCACUCUUCCCCUCUCCUCUUCAGACGCGUUUGUCCUGGUGAAAAGCGUGAGGGCGCACCCUGGCUCCCUCUCCUCUUAGUGUGCAGUUCCCCGUCGGGCUCCAGGCGGCCUGCAGUGGUGCCUGGUGGCCCCCGGUUGGGAGGCAGGGCCUUUGUUUGCUGCUGGCUAAGAUGGUGUCCAGGUGCCAAGGUCCUCCAGUUUUAAGAGGGCACGUUUCUUCCCUCCCCUGGGUACUCUAGAAACCCAUGGGCUCUUCCAGGGCUCCGGAGUACAGCUUCACAACCACCCUGAGCCUCUCCCCAACCUCCCCAGGCGUUUUGUGCCAACUUUUUUUUUCCUCCAGCACUUUAUUGUGGCCACAGAGAAACUCCAGCCGAUGAGUGACCCAUUAGAGCCCUGGUCCCUAGGAGCUGUGUCGCCUGGACGUUACAGAGGCCACAAGCAGGAAACUGCACGACGAGAGAAUCUCUUGUGUGCGCCGCCCCGGCAGGCUGCCAGUCGCACCCUGUCAGACGCUGUGUAAGCAGGGCCUCAGUGCGGCAAGCGCUCUAGGGGAGCAGCACCUGAGAGCAUCAGACAGCAUUGUGGAUGGGAAGCCGUUCUGCCUGGGUGUGUUUCAGCCUAGAUCCUCGCCGCGCUCCAUCUCUGGCUCUGUCCCGCCUAGAUGUGAGGCGCGUGGGCUUUCUGCGGAGCAAAGUUGCAGAGGCUGAGUGGGGGAGGAGGCAGGUGGGUUGGGGUUCAGGGGAGGGGGGGGAUUGUGCAAAAUCCCUCAGGCCGUUUAGCUGUGGUGUUUGUUUUUUAACUGCGGGAGGUGGGGUUUCUCAGAAGCAUUAGGAACACAGAGCAGAUUGUGCUGGUGUCUAGGGGCUUUGAAGUACUUAACUCCUGAGGCAGUUUAUUGUGUUCCUGGACUAGGAGCCAACGCUCCUUUUCACUUGGAUUUUCACAAUAGUGCCUGGGAUGGGGUGCUCCCUUGGUGGUGGUACUUUAAGCUCACCCCUCCCCUCUUCCUCUUCGCCACCCUGCCUGUAAGGGAUGGCUUGUGUUUACACCCACCGCAGCGAGCGCCCCUGCUCCGGUGCUACCUCCCUGCAGACUAACAUGGCUGCAUCUCUAUCACUAUUCUCCCUGCGGUAAGUCACUACUAGCACUACCGCUGAAUCGGGUUAGUGACCCUGCGUUCCUCUUCUCCUCCCCAGCUGGGAUAUACCCCUUGUUCUUCAGGGCAUUAAGCAGCGACUGGGCUAGCUGCUAAGCAGGAAGAAGGGUGAUCUCCUUUGGUCCGUGAGGGAAGGCAGCUCUCUCUCUCGUUCCCCUCUCUUUCAUUUACCCUGACUUUGCUCUGGAUCUCUGCGUGGCGAGAAGCCGUUGAAAGCUUUGUCGGCGCCCUGCUUUGGUACGGCCUGGCUCGGCACCGCACCGCAUGUCCCGUUCAUGCGGCUUGUCACCGUUCAUCAGUGACCAGACGACGCGCGUCCGCUAUCCCGAGCACGGAUGCAGAGUUUGACCUAAAAAUCUUUUCCCGCUGGUUAGCGCAAGACGGUGACGGCCUCUGCCUCCUGUUAGCUGACCAGCGGAAGUGGAACACUAAUGAGCACGUUGCUCCCCUGCCACCCCCGCCCACCCCCACAUGCUGCUCUUGGCCUCUAGGCAGUCCUGUUUGGCUGCUGCGAUGGUGUCUUGUCUCUGUCCUCUCCCUCUCCCCCACCUCCUCCGGUGGAAGUGGCAGUUCACAUUAACCCCAGGGCUGCAUGAACCUCCCCUCCCUCCCUCUGUCUUGUAUCGGUGCACUGUGGGGGGGGGGG
Molecule: messenger RNA, 4366 nt
Organism: Pelodiscus sinensis (Chinese soft-shelled turtle)
Lineage: Eukaryota; Metazoa; Chordata; Testudines; Trionychidae
Source: RefSeq, a predicted model, not a curated record